Messenger RNA from Cinclus cinclus, 4879 nucleotides. RefSeq names its product lin-54 DREAM MuvB core complex component (gene LIN54). The record is from RefSeq and is a predicted model, not a curated record. Lineage: Eukaryota; Metazoa; Chordata; Aves; Passeriformes; Cinclidae. Gene Ontology annotation, biological process: regulation of DNA-templated transcription. The coding region runs from base 104 to 2362 and encodes 752 amino acids. Gene Ontology annotation, cellular component: nucleus. The transcript is spliced from 13 exons.
ACCGGGGGGCGCCGGCACCGGCGAGAGGCAUCGCCAGCGCAGGAAGAAGAAGAGCGCCCGCCCGCCCGUACCUGCUCCGGCCAUCACUGCCACAGCUACUAAAAUGGAGGUGGUUUCAGCAGAAGUCAACAGCUUGCUCCCUGAGGAAAUCAUGGACACAGGCAUAACUCUGGUGGAAGAUGACAGCAUCGAGGCAGUUAUUGUGUCAUCACCAAUGGGAGACUCGAUUCCCAUGGAAACAGAACUGGAAGAAAUAGUGAACAUAAGCUCUACCAGCGACUCCUCAGCCACAACUACAGCCACAGUCACCACGGAAUCGGUUCCUGCGCCCAGCAGCCACUCAGGAGAUGCAGCACUGACCACCACAGCCCCAAGCCCUGAUGUGAAUGCAGCUGUAAAGCCUGCCUUUCCAGGUGGCCUCCAUAAACUUGGUGCUCAGACCCCUGUCACUAUCUCAGCUAAUCAGAUUAUUCUGAACAAGGCCACUGAUAUUAAAAUAGGCAGUCAGAGUAUUAAACCAGAUGGGCAGAAGCUGAUUGUAACAACUUUGGGCAAGUCAGGCCAGCCUAUUGUCUUAGCAUUACCCCACAGCCAGCUCCCACAGUCACAGAAGGCCGUGACCCAAGCCCAGGGUGGAGACUCCAAGGUACAAGGCCAGCAGAUCAAAGUUGUCAUUGGAGGUCGGUCGGAAGUGAAACCUGUUGUGGGUGUCUCAGCUUUGACGCAGGGAAAUCAGCUGAUAAACACUGCGGCCCAGCCCUCUGUCUUGCAGUCCCAGCAAGUAAAAACAGUACAGAUUGCGAAGAAGACUCGAACCCCAACUUCUGGUCCGGUGAUCACCAAGCUGAUAUUUGCAAAACCAAUCAAUAGCAAAGCUGUUACAGGGCAGACCACUCAAGUGUCACCAGUCAUUGCAGGUAGGGUUUUUUCACAGUCUGCUCCAGGGACACCACCAAAGACAAUAACGAUCUCUGAGAGCGGAGUCAUUGGAUCAUCUUUGAGUACAACAACACAACAGACACCGAAUAAAAUAGCUAUCUCACCACUCAAAUCCCCCAAUAAGGCUGUGAAAUCAGCAGUGCAGACCAUUACUGUAGGAGGAGUGGGUACAUCUCAAUUUAAGACAAUUAUUCCCCUGGCAACUGCACCCAAUGUUCAGCAGAUUCAGGUCCCUGGAAGCAAGUUCCAUUAUGUCAGACUCGUUACUGCCACAACAGCCAGUAGUUCAACCCAAUCUGCCAGUCAAAAUCCCAGUACGAAUACUCAGCCUCUGCAACAGGCAAAGCCCGUGGUGGUGAAUGCGACCCCAGUGCGUAUGUCAGUUCCCAUAGUACCAGCACAGACUGUGAAACAGGUGGUGCCCAAACCAAUCAACUCAGCUUCUCAAAUAGUCACUACUAGUCAGCCCCAACAAAGACUUAUCAUGCCAGCUACUCCACUGCCACAGAUCCAGCCCAACCUCACCAACCUCCCCCCGGGCACUGUGCUGGCACCAGCCCCUGGCACAGGAAAUGUUGGCUAUGCAGUCCUUCCAGCUCAGUAUGUCACACAGCUACAACAGUCAUCCUAUGUAUCUAUAGCGAGCAACACUGGCUUCACAGGGACAUCCAGUGUCCAGUCCCAGGCACGACUGCCAUUUAACGGAAUAAUUUCUUCUGAGUCUGCAAACCGCCCCAGGAAGCCUUGCAAUUGUACUAAGUCUCUGUGUUUGAAAUUGUAUUGUGACUGUUUUGCAAACGGUGAAUUCUGCAAUAACUGCAACUGUACAAAUUGUUAUAACAACCUGGACCAUGAAAACGAUAGGCAAAAAGCAAUAAAGGCCUGCCUCGACAGAAACCCUGAAGCCUUCAAGCCCAAAAUAGGGAAAGGAAAGGAGGGAGAAUCAGAUCGGAGGCACAGCAAGGGGUGUAACUGUAAACGCUCAGGAUGUCUCAAAAACUACUGCGAGUGUUAUGAGGCAAAAAUCAUGUGCUCUUCCAUAUGCAAAUGCAUUGGCUGUAAAAACUUUGAAGAAAGCCCAGAGCGAAAGACAUUGAUGCAUUUAGCAGAUGCUGCAGAGGUCAGGGUUCAGCAGCAGACUGCUGCAAAGACCAAGUUAUCUUCCCAGAUCUCAGACUUGCUGACAAGGCCAACACCAGCACUCAGCAGUGGUGGUGGGAAGCUUCCCUUUACAUUUGUCACCAAGGAGGUGGCCGAUGCAACCUGUGAAUGCCUCCUGGCACAGGCAGAGCAAGCGGAGAAGACGGGCAAGUCCAAAGCUGCAGCAGAGCGCAUGAUCCUGGAGGAGUUUGGACGCUGCCUGAUGAGGGUUAUCAGCUCUGCAGGGAAGUCCAAAUGUGACCCUUGUGCCAUGAACUGCUGACUCAUGCACAUGAGCCACAAUGAAGCGGACUGAACAGAACACUUAAGGCACAGGGACACUUUGGUUUAGCGUAAAGGAUUUAAUAAUAUUUGUUAAUUUGGUGCUUGUUGUAAAUUGACCCAUGUAAGAUUGAAACAAGAAAUUCUUUUAUAACAAGAUGUAGAGCCUUUUAAAUCUUAGCUAAAUCCUGUUCUACAUAAGACAAUACCUAAAGGUCAGUUCUUCCCAAUGUACAGCUUUUACCCUGGGUUUAUUAAAAAUUAGAUGUGUUCUCCCCUUUCCCCCAGAAUAAUUGUCUGAAGGGCAUAUAUAAAUUAUUAUAAUAUAUAUUAUUUACAGUGUAUGGAUUUGCAUCACUGUGCAUACAGGAAAGCACAGGUGAUGUCAACAGCCAGGUCAUGCUUUUGCUGACAGGCCCGUAAUAUGGAGGUACCAGUGUAUCCAAGAUAAUUCUGAAAGGAAAUAUGUAGAAAUAAGCAUCUAAAUGGAAGGUAGUACUCGUAUGUAGGACCUGACACAGCAUGUCUCUUUAGUGCACGGACCACUGUGAGAUACAUAGGCAAUAGUACAGAGGGGUUGCUUGCAGAUGUGCACUGAGCAAGUAGUGGAAAAUGUUUCUGGAGCAGGGCCCAAGGAGUAGAGGUGAAUGGCAUUAUGGGGAAUUUUUGAUAGGAAUGGGGCAGAGUGCCCAGGUGUUUUUUAAGCUGGAACUUAAGGCUAAGACAGUGGUCUGUCCUCAGAAAUUAGGAAGAGCAGCUUCACCACAAUGCCAGACUGUCUGCCAGCAUGGUCUUACCUAAGUGUCUAGCAGAUUGAUGCUGUUGUUUAGGUGAAGCUUGGUUUUUCAGAGGUCUGCAGCAGCCUCAUAUCUCACUGGAGGUAGGGCUGUGUAGUCCAUUGUGUUUUCUAGGAUCAAGCUGUAACCCUGGAAAAGUGUUUAGGUCUGAGAAGCUGAAGUCAUGGGAGAUGACAAUCUACAUCUGAAUCGACUUGCAAAUGCAGGUAGGGAUCAUGUUCAGCCUAGCUGUGGGUAUUCAGGAUGUUGCUUCUUUCCAUGUUGGCAAUUUACUUGGCAUAAGGACUCUUUUAGUGUUGUUUAGAAUAAUUGUGAGAGCUGUGAUCAGAGAAAGUACUAGCACAGAAUCAGGAUUGCUACAAAAAGACACAGAUCCUUUUAUACUAAAUGGGGGGCAAUCAGUUAUAGCUGGGUAUAGACUAAGGCAGGGGAUUUUUUUCAGUAUUUGUUAUAGGCAAUCUUAGAUCACAUUUUUGAUAGUGGAACACAUUUGCAGAAUUAACCUGGUGGGUUACUUACCUAUCAUGAACAUCCAUUAACCAUGUUUAAUCACAGGCAUUUUUAUUACCUGUAUCACUGCAGCCUGAACUAGCUACAUUUUUUUUCCAAAAGGGAUUUGGUAUUCCUUCUAUAAAACUGUAAAUACAGAGAAAUGCAGCGGAGCUCUUUCUCCAGGUUUUCUAGCAGGGCCAGACUGGGGAGAGGUAGGGGCUAGGCACACCAGCAACAGAUGUGCCUCUGUGUGUGAAGGCAAUAGGGUGGGAGAAUGCUUCACCUCCCAGCCCUAUGCACUGAGCAGAAGGCCCUUGACUCUUCUCUGGUGCCUCUCUGAAAAGCCUGGGAGGCAGCAGCAGUGGUGGGCUCACAGACCAGGUCUGACCUGCCAGUCACUGUCUGAAGGGCUCUGUCUGCUAAAGACAUCUCCCUGAGCAUAAAUGGCAGUGUUUUUGCAAAUCUCUGAAAAGGGAAUCCACCUCUUGUGUAAGUAAUUGCUGUAUUUUUUUCAUGAUUAGGACAUGGAUUUACUAAAAGAUCAGUGCAGUAACUUUACCUGUAGAUAGUGCAGAUAUUCUGUUCCCUUCUAGUGACCUAAUAUAGUCUGUCCAGUAAGAUUUGUAUAAAUGUAAAUUAGUGUAAGUGAAUAAAGUAAUACCUACUUACGUUAUUUUUCAAACAGAUUGCAAUAUGCCUUUUGUUUAGACUUCAAUCUGUGUUAAUUUUGUAUAUAUUCAGUGUCUUACUCUAAAUUGCACCUUUUGUGAUGUGUAUUUAUAUACAGUGUGCAAAAGCACUUGUGAAAUUUAGAUUACAGUUGUAAUUAUGUAUGAUGGCAUUGCUGGAGAAUAUUUUGCUUGUAAAGACUUUGAAGGUGCAAUCAAAUGCUCUUAGUUCUUCUAUUUUGUUUUGAACAAGCUUUCUCAAAUAUUAAGCUUGGAUUCCUCUCUCCCUUCUCCCUGGUGUAGAGUGUAUUAAUUGGUUUUUGUACUUCCUUAGCCAUUUGCAUCAAACUGCUGGACAAGAUUAACAGUCAAGUUCAUCCAGUUACAUAAAAAAAUAAUUGGGAAUGGGGCAAGGGUUCAUUUUAUAGUUCUGUUUACAUCCAAAAGUAGAAAAUGAAAUUUAUAUUUACAAGACCUAUUCAAAGAAUACACUUUUCUAUAUUGUACAAAUAAAACAGUCAGAUAAAAUCACAAAAAUAAACAUUUAUACUAUUCUGUAAA